Messenger RNA from Penicillium malachiteum, 399 nucleotides. RefSeq lists its product as uncharacterized. The record is from RefSeq and is a predicted model, not a curated record. Bases 1 to 399 code for a protein of 132 amino acids. Lineage: Eukaryota; Fungi; Ascomycota; Eurotiomycetes; Eurotiales; Aspergillaceae. The transcript has 2 exons.
AUGACCCCGUAUCAUUGGCUAUGGAAGAAUCUAGAACCAGGGCGAUCUGGACUAGGCGCCAAACUGGACUAUGCUAAAUUGGGUGUGGCGCAACAGACCGCAGGCCCGUCCUCCGAAGCCCAGUCUUCAUCGCCUUCAAUCUCUUUUUCAUGGGACGAGUCCGCAUCACUCAGCAAAGAUAGGAGACGAAAAGUGAGCGCCGAUGCAUCCAAGCGCCAUCGCGGCCGUAUUCAACAAAUUGACAAGUUGAAGCAUGAAAAUGACCUCCUGAAGCAGCAGCGAGAUUACUACCGACAUUGGAUGAAUUAUUACCAUCGUCUUCUUCACAUGGAAUCCGUCGUCGCAAUGCAACCACGUCCAGCAACCCCAGGUGAAUGGUAUACAGAGAACUUCUCAUGA